AUGUUCCCAGCCAGUCAUUUCGUGUCGCGCCGGCGGACGCAGGCCCAGUCCCGUCUCCCUGGUCGCGCAAACCUGGUUGUUUCAAGUCGCCCAACGCCUAAAUUACAUUUAGCAUUGAUUAUCGCCCUCUUCUUUUGCUGGGUGUCCCUGACGGCCGCUAUUUCUCACGACCGUCUCCCCCAACUCAGCGACACGCUGCUGGUCGACACGAGAGUUCCCGUUCUCAACAAGGACGGCGCCUGGGUCAUGAUGUCCCAGGAAGAGCAUCGCCAGCUCGAUCGCCGGCACGCUGCCAACGCCGUACGUGCGCACUCUUCUCCAUCCACCGAUGUCACCACGACGAUUGCCAUUGACGUUUCGACGGCGACCGCGAAACCCACCCAAACGACGACCGCCGUGAGCAGUCCCCUUCCAAGCCCUUUCGACACCGCUCUGGCGGCCAACUUUUCGGGCACGUCGGGAAACUGUCCAUCUUUUAUCAACACCAUCUUGACAAAUUCCACCUUCAAGCAAUGCUACCCCUUUUCUAUGCUGCUGCAGGGCUCGCUAUCCUUUUUCCAGGCAGAGAAGUCCAUGGUCAGCAUAACACAGGUACUCGACGCCACCUGCGAAGCCGACUCUCUUAUGUGCGCCGACUACCUUGACGGCGUCGCAACCGAUCUCAUCAGCGAAGCGAACUGCGCCACGGAUUUUGCCCAGGAAAACCAGGUGGUGAUGCAGGCUUACCUCGGACUCAGUACAUAUGCAAUGCUUUAUAGCGCGUCAUGCCUUACGGAUCCGGAAACCGACGCCUACUGUUUUGCAAACGCCGUUACCAAUUUGACGGACACUUCGAAUGUCUACCUCUAUUUUCUGCCCCUGAAUGUGUCGUUACCGCUCGAGGCCACGCCGUCCUGUGGUUGGUGCACGCAACAGACCAUGGGCAUAUUCCAGUCAGCCUCAGCAGUUCGAACGCAGCCAAUAGCACUUACCUACGGAGGCGCUGCUGAUACUGUCAAUGACCUGUGUGGUGAAGGGUUCGUCAAUGCCACUUUGCCGGCCGCACAGGCCGAGAAUGCCGCGUUGGCGAUGCGACAACCACCAUCGUUGCUGUUGCUGAUACCGCUCUUCGCCAUGGCGCUUUCGCAUUGGCUUUUCUAG
This is a messenger RNA of Pseudomassariella vexata, 1140 nucleotides long. RefSeq lists its product as uncharacterized. NCBI's taxonomy places the organism in Eukaryota, Fungi, Ascomycota, Sordariomycetes, Amphisphaeriales, Pseudomassariaceae. The transcript is spliced from 2 exons. Bases 1 to 1140 code for a protein of 379 amino acids. The record is from RefSeq and is a predicted model, not a curated record.